Sitophilus oryzae (rice weevil) is the source of this 844-nucleotide messenger RNA. RefSeq names its product LSM12 homolog A-like. The transcript is spliced from 5 exons. Lineage: Eukaryota; Metazoa; Arthropoda; Insecta; Coleoptera; Curculionidae. The record is from RefSeq and is a predicted model, not a curated record. Bases 42 to 617 code for a protein of 191 amino acids.
AAAUAUUCCCCAAAUGUUGUUGUCAAAUUUUCAUUUGCGAAAUGGCUGCCGUUUCAGACUUUUUCUCAAUAGGAAGUAUAGUUUGGUGUAAAACAUGUUACAAUGCAGAAAUUGAAGGAGAAGUAUUAGCAUUCGAGCCGCAAAACAAAAUACUCAUUUUAAAAUGUGGUUCCACAAAUGGAGAUCCUAAAUUAAACGAUGUCCAGUUUGUAAAUUUAUCUUAUGUUAGCGAAUUGCAAGUUAAGAAAGAGGGGAAUUUUAUAACUGAACUACCACAGAGUUUAAAUCUUCAAAGGCUUAACACGAGAAUGAGGAAUCAGGUAGAUGAAAAAAGACGAUUAUUACAAGCAAUAUCUGCAAACGUUUCUACUGAAGGACAGAGUUUAUUUAUAGCAAUAUCAAAACAGUUUAGUGAAGAAGUGAGGUGGAGAAACACAGAUAUUAUUGUGUUGGAUGAGGUUAUAAUAAGUCCACCUUAUCAAUUGGAAAAUGUAGGUGGCAAUAAAAGUAGUAAGACCUAUGAAUAUAUAUUUAAAUUGGUGGAAAAGCAUCUAAAUAACUUAUCCUUGAAUACCCAGAGCCCGACAGUUUGUUACAACACCCGGUCGCCACAAUAGAAACAAGAAACAUAAUAAAUUCAUAAAUUUUAUCUAUCUGUUAUUUACCUCUACAGAUUCUGAACUAAAACUGAUACUGAGUUUCGGAGAAUCAAUCGAUAAGCUUCAGCAUAUCGGUUAUCCAAAUUGUAAUUUCAGUUUUAGUUCAUAAUCGAACUUUUUAAUUUUUUUGUUGGUAAUUUAAUUUAGUAUUACCAUGAUCUAUUUAUUUUAUAAAUAAAAACAUU